AUGGGUCGACGCAAGAUUGAGAUCGAGAUGGUGACAGAUAGUAGCACGAGGCAAGUGACUUUCUCGAAGCGAAGAACCGGGCUUUUCAAGAAGGCGAACGAGCUUGCCAUCCUCUGUGCCGUCCAGAUCGCGAUCAUCGUGUUUUCCCCUGGAGGCAAACCCUUCUCGUUCGGGCAUCCGAACGUCGAAUCUAUUGUUCAUCGAUUUAGAAAUCAAGAUCGGACUCCGGAUGAGGGCACAAGCAAAGGCGCCGAAUCUCGUGAUGAAAACACGACCGAUGAUAAUCUAAACCAAAAACUCCUCGAUCUACUUAAGCGGUUGAACGCAGAGGAGAAGCGAGGAGAGAUGCUGGAGAAGAUGGUGAAAGCAAAACGAGCUGUCAAAGGCCAACCUCCUGCUGAUCAACUUGGGUUGCCAGAACUCGGAGAGUUAAAGAGAUCGUUUGAAGACCUUCGCCGGAAACUGAGAGAUCGUAUCGACGACAUGGAGGCGAUUUCCUCGUUGUUGCUUCUCGCAGAACAUUAGCCCACAAUGUAAACCAUUCGGAGA
This is a messenger RNA of Eucalyptus grandis, 549 nucleotides long. Its product is annotated as agamous-like MADS-box protein AGL29. Gene Ontology annotation, biological process: positive regulation of transcription by RNA polymerase II. Gene Ontology annotation, molecular function: RNA polymerase II cis-regulatory region sequence-specific DNA binding; protein dimerization activity; DNA-binding transcription factor activity, RNA polymerase II-specific. The transcript has a single exon. Lineage: Eukaryota; Viridiplantae; Streptophyta; Magnoliopsida; Myrtales; Myrtaceae. Bases 1 to 525 code for a protein of 174 amino acids. The record is from RefSeq and is a predicted model, not a curated record.